This is a messenger RNA of Drosophila nasuta, 536 nucleotides long. Its product is annotated as dynein regulatory complex protein 8. The transcript has 4 exons. The coding region runs from base 1 to 468 and encodes 155 amino acids. Gene Ontology annotation, molecular function: calcium ion binding. NCBI's taxonomy places the organism in Eukaryota, Metazoa, Arthropoda, Insecta, Diptera, Drosophilidae. The record is from RefSeq and is a predicted model, not a curated record.
AUGGAUCUAGACUUCAAUAACGAUUUGGAAAAGCGCAUUUCGGAUGCGUUUUGCGUCUUCGAUCAUCAUGGCGACAAGUUAAUCGAUGUGCGUGAAGUGGGCACCGUGUUGCGUCUCUUGGGCUGUGUGCCCACCGAACAGGAGGUGAAUGAGGUGAUUUCAGCCACAGAGACCGAGGAGACAAGUGGCGUGGUGCAUUUAACCAAGUUUCUGCCACACGUCUCGCAGUUGCUAAUGGAACGCAAAAUGGAACCAGCUGCUCCUGAAAAAAUUCUUGAAGCAUUCAAAAUAUUGGACUUUGAAAACAAAGGAUAUCUAACUAAAGAUAGCUUUGGCAAGCUGAUGAUGGAAGAGGGUGAGCCGUUUACUCAAGAAGAAAUGGAUGAAAUGUGGCCAGUUGCCAUUGAUCCGAUUAGUGGGCAUAUUCCAUACGAACUGUACUUGAAUCAAUUGAUGGUGUAUCUAUAAAUUUGAAGCUUAACACCAUGAAAUUCAGGUCCCAAUAAUAAAUAAAAUAUUGCAAUGAACUACUAAAG